Messenger RNA from Lontra canadensis (Northern American river otter), 3383 nucleotides. RefSeq names its product calsyntenin 1 (gene CLSTN1). The transcript is spliced from 19 exons. The record is from RefSeq and is a predicted model, not a curated record. Gene Ontology annotation, biological process: positive regulation of synapse assembly; homophilic cell-cell adhesion; positive regulation of synaptic transmission. The coding region runs from base 216 to 3158 and encodes 980 amino acids. Gene Ontology annotation, cellular component: postsynaptic membrane; cell surface. NCBI's taxonomy places the organism in Eukaryota, Metazoa, Chordata, Mammalia, Carnivora, Mustelidae. Gene Ontology annotation, molecular function: kinesin binding; amyloid-beta binding; calcium ion binding.
UGCUGCCGCCGCCUCCAGCCAAGCGCUUCCUCGGCGGAGGGGAGGGCGCCCGCGGCCCGAGCGCGCGGCCCAGCGUCGCGGCGGCGGCUCGUGGGACCCCGGACUCGCCGCGGCGCGAAGCAGCCGGCCCCGGGCCGCGAGAGCCCUGCUCGGCGCCCCGCGCGCGUGCCUGCCGCUCCCGCCUCGGGCCGGCCGCGGCGCCGGGAGCCGGAGCGAUGCUGCGCCGCGCUGCGCCCGCGCUGGCCCCGGCCGCCUGGCUGCUGCUGGCCGGGCUGCUGAGCGGCGGCGGGGUCUGGGCCUCGCGAGCUAACAAGCACAAACCGUGGCUCGAGCCCACCUAUCAUGGCAUAAUCACAGAAAACGAUAACGCGGUGCUCCUCGACCCUCCACUGAUUGCCCUCGAUAAAGACGCACCUCUGCGAUUCGCAGAGAGUUUUGAGGUGACAGUCACCAAAGAAGGUGAGAUUUGUGGAUUUAAAAUUCACGGGCAGAAUGUCCCCUUUGACGCAGUGGUGGUGGAUAAGUCCACUGGCGAGGGACUCAUCCGCUCAAAAGAGAAGCUGGACUGCGAGCUGCAGAAAGACUACACGUUCACCAUCCAGGCCUAUGACUGUGGCAAGGGGCCGGAUGGCGCCAAUGUGAAAAAGUCGCAUAAAGCAACUGUCCACAUUCAGGUGAACGACGUGAAUGAGUACGCACCGGUGUUCAAGGAGAAGUCCUACAAGGCGACCGUCGUCGAGGGCAAACAGUACGACAGCAUCCUGCGGGUGGAGGCCGUGGACGCCGACUGCUCCCCUCAGUUCAGCCAGAUUUGCAGCUAUGAAAUCGUCACUCCAGACGUGCCAUUCGCCAUCGACAAAGAUGGUUAUAUAAAAAACACAGAGAAGCUGAACUACGGGAAGGAGCACCAGUACAAGCUGACGGUCACCGCCUACGACUGCGGGAAGCGGAGGGCGGCGGAGGAUGUCUUGGUGAAGGUCAGCAUCAAGCCCACCUGUACCCCGGGGUGGCAAGGAUGGAACAACAGGAUCGAGUACGAGCCUGGCACGGGCACCUUGGCCCUCUUCCCCAAUGUCCACCUGGAGACAUGCGAUGAGUCCGUGGCCUCGGUGCAGGCGACCGUGGAGCUGGAGACCGGUCACAUCGGGAAAGGCUGUGACCGGGACACCUACUCGGAGAAGUCCCUUCACCAGCUGUGUGGUGCUGCGUCAGGCACUGCCGAACUGCUCCCUUCCCCAAGCGGGUCCUUGAACUGGACUGUGGGCCUCCCCACCGACAAUGGCCAUGACAGCGACCAGGUCUUCGAGUUCAACGGCACACAAGCAGUGAGGGUCCCAGAUGGCGUCGUCUCAGUCAACCCGAAGGAGCCUUUCACGAUUUCUGUGUGGAUGAGGCACGGGCCUUUUGGCAGGAAGAAGGAGACGAUUCUCUGUAGCUCAGACAAGACAGACAUGAACCGGCACCAUUAUUCCCUCUAUGUCCACGGCUGCCGGCUUGUUUUCCUCCUCCGCCAGGACCCUUCGGAAGAGAAGAAAUACAAACCUGCAGAAUUCCACUGGAAGUUGAACCAGGUCUGUGAUGAGGAAUGGCAUCACUUCGUCCUCAAUGUGGAAUUCCCAAGCGUGACUCUCUAUGUGGACGGAGUUUCUCACGAGCCCUUCUCUGUGACUGAAGAUUACCCGCUUCAUCCGUCCAAGAUCGAAACUCAGCUCGUGGUUGGGGCCUGCUGGCAAGAGUAUCCAGCAUUUGAAAAUGACAAUGAAACCGAGCCUGUGCCUGUGGCCUCUGCAGGCGGUGAGCUGCACAUGACCCAGUUCUUCCGAGGGAACUUGGCUGGCCUGACCGUCCGUUCCGGGAAACUCGCCGACAAGAAGGUGAUUGACUGUCUGUACACCUGCAAAGAAGGGCUGGACCUGCAAGUCCCUGAAGACAGCGGCAAAGGCGUGAAGAUCCAUACGAACCCCAAUCAGUUGGCGUUGACCUUGGAGGGAGAUGACCUCGGGGAGCUGGAUAAGGCCAUGCAGCGCGUCGCCUACCUGAACUCUCGACAGUUCCCCACUCCGGGGAUCCGAAGACUUAAAAUCACCAGCACCGUCAAGUGUUUGAACGAGGCCCCCUGCAUCUCCGUGCCCCCGGUGGAUGGCUACGUGAUGGUGCUGCAGCCCGAGGAGCCCAAGGUCAGCCUUAGUGGCGUCCACCAUUUCGCUCGAGCAGCUUCCGAGUUCGAAAGCCCAGAAGGGGUUUUCCUUUUCCCUGAGCUUCGCAUCAUCAGCACCAUCACGAGAGAAGUGGAGCCUGAAGGGGAAGGGGAUGAGGACCCCACAGUUCAAGAGUCACUGGUGUCUGAGGAGAUCGUGCACGACCUGGAUACCUGUGAGGUCACGGUGGAUGGGGACGAGCUGAACCCCGCCCAGGAGAGCCUGGAGGUGGACACGGCCCGCCUGCGGCAGAAGGGCAUUGCAGUGAGCGCUUCCGACCUGGGGGUGGUCUUCACAGGUGUGGACACCAUGGCCAGCUACGAGGAGGUGCUGCGCCUCCUGCGCUACCGGAACUGGCACACCAGGUCCCUGCUGGACCGAAAGUUCAAGCUCGUCUGCUCGGAGCUCAAUGGCCGCUACGUCAGCAACGAGUUUCAGGUGGAGGUGAACGUCAUUCCCGCGGCCAGCCCCAUGGAGCACGCCAGCCACAUGGCCGCGCAGCCCCAGUUCGUGCACCCGGAGCACCAUGCCUUCGUCGACCUCUCAGGGCACAACCUGGCCAGCCCCCACCCCUUCGCAGUUGUCCCCAGCACCGCCACGGUAGUCAUUGUGGUGUGUGUCAGCUUCCUGGUCUUCAUGAUUAUCCUGGGCGUGUUCCGGAUCCGGGCUGCUCACCGGCGGACCAUGCGGGACCAGGACACCGGGAAGGAGAACGAGAUGGAUUGGGACGACUCUGCCUUGACCAUCACUGUAAACCCCAUGGAGACGUACGAGGACCAGCACAGCAGCGAGGAGGAGGAGGAGGAGGAGGAAGAGGAGAGCGAGGAUGGGGAGGAAGAGGACGACAUCACCAGCGCCGAGUCAGAAAGCAGCGAGGAGGAGGAGGGGGAGCACGGGGACCAGCAGAACGUGAACAGGCAGCAGCAGCUGGAGUGGGACGACUCUACCCUCAGCUACUGAGCCUCGAGGCCGCACCCCCGCCUCCUCUCUGCGUCAGGAGACCCUGCUGUCGUCUGUCCUCCCAGCCCCAAGGGUCCACGGUGUACAAAGUCAUUCUGGCCAGUAGGUCUGCAGACCCUCCCCAUCGCUGACCAUCUGCCUGUGCUUGGUGUGUAGGCCCCCCGCCCUCCACCCAGACCGCCCCGAAGCCAUGCGGGGAGCUGACGCGCACUCCCCGCACCUCAC